AUGGCGAGCACGCAACCGGCCAUCAAAGUCGAGGACGACCAGCCAAUCGUCUUUUCCUACACCGCUCGUCCGUCUCAACCCGUCACCACCCUACCUCAAGCAUGGCGUGACAACAACCUCGAGCUGGUGGUGAAGCUCGCAUCCGAGAUCAUCGAGAUGGUAGCGGGAGCCCCUGCUCACGGAAACGUGGACGCUGUCCGCCAACUUUCUGCUGGUCUACGCUACCGCUUCCUUGCUUACGAGGCAAUGGGUCUAGCUGUCUUGGCCGUAGCCGACGCGAAGCGCAUCUUCGAGCUCACCGCCAGGUUUGGCAGUGAUGCGGACGUUGAGGUCGACGAUCAGCUUCUCCCCGUCUUGGCUGGCAGUGACAUCUCAGCUAUGGAUGCCGAAAUGACGCGCGAUGAGAACCCUGCCAUGGACAUCGACACCAAUUCCGCUCCCUCCGGUCUCAAGCGUAGCGCCGAGGACACUCUCGGAGGAACUGUGGUCAAACGAUCGAAGGCAGGAAACCGACCCCUUCUCCGCUGCACAGCUGGCCUCACUUCGCUCCCGUCAGAAGUAAUCAUCACCGUUGCUGACUUUCUCCCAGCGUCUGACCGCAUCAAGCUGGCCAACACCUGCAACGCUUGGCGGAACGGCAUUCCUGAACUCUGGAGCUCGCUCGAGUUCGUGCGAAUCAAGAAUAUCAGCUCCUCGCAGGGCUGGCUGCGUGAUACUUUGGAGACCUGCAUCAGCGCUAUUCAGACCUGCCAGCGGAGAUCUCACAAUCGGCUUUCCUCUGUGGUGCUGAAGGGCUUUGUUACCCAAGAUGGCGUUAGCUCGAUCCUGGAUGCUCUUGCCAGCAGUAAGGUUACGCUCAAGUACCUCGCCAUUCCUACGCCAGCUCAACAGCACUGUUUCAAGCAGCUGUACAGACAUUGCCGAAACCUUGCAGGCGUCGAUAUCCGAGUUCAGACCGAGCAUCGCGAAUCGGUUUCCACCGGCUCCAGCCUGUUCGACUCCACCAAGCUACCGUUCAAGCUCAAGACCUUCAUCAGCACACAAGCAAUCGAUUGUGGCGAUAUUGCUCGGCACAUGGCUGGACUCGAAGUAGUACACGGGGUCAAGUUCAGCCGUCAGAAGCAGCUCAGCUUCAUCCAGGGCUUGGUGGAUGCCGCCCCUUCCCUCAUCGAGUGGCAGGAUGACCCAGAAGACAAGUGGGAUAACACCAACGUUGUUCUCGGUGAUUACGGUGCUGGGCAGAACCAGCUACCUACUCAGCCCAUCCUGUUUCCGAAGCUCCGUAAGCUCAGCGCUCUGUGGGCUGAGCAUUUCAUCGAGUGUCUCUUUCCAGCCUUGGAAGAAGCACGUUUCAACGCCCAGCGAGGACCCAACUCUCUCUCGCCUGGCGCUCAGAAUCAAUCAAGGAUCGCUGCUGUGGUUCUCAAGAGCCCCUCGCUCAGGAAGCUCGAUAUCCUGAUGCCAUCAACAACUGCCAGCUCGGAAACAAGGCAGAUCUUCAACGCUAUUGCUACGCUGCCGAAGCUGAAGGAGCUCGGCCUCUGGUCCGUGUCCAGCAACAUGACCCUUCUUCCGCUGGUUGACGCACACAAGGUGGGUGCAGACAACAACACCUGCCUGAUUCUUCCAGAGCUGCACACCAUCCGUCUUUGCACUACAACGGUAUCAUCAACCUCCCUCGAUCGCGAGUUGAGCGAGCUCCUGCUCCUUCGAUUCUACCUCAAGCAGGGUUGCAGCUUGGGCGAAGCGAAGAUUCGGUCCGAAGCAGCGCUGCUCGUUCACUUUUCGAGUACCAGUUACGGCUACGGCAUGACCAAGGCGCAACGCAAGAAGGCCAUCAACGCCUCGGCAGCGGAGGCCGCGGAGAGCACCACGUACAAGGGCACCUUCACCACCACCAGCGACGGUCUCAAGCGAGAGGAGUUCGAUAAAUCCGUUCUGCAGAACCUGGUGGUAUCUCGAGGCAUGAGCAAGCAUCUGGUGGAGAGCUCGAACGCACUGCUCAAGCAGCUCAUUGGCCGCAUUGUUGAGGUGGACACGUCGAAGAAGUUUGGCUCGCACUCUGGCCAGCACGGCUACCGAGGAGCCUAUUAUUGA
Kalmanozyma brasiliensis GHG001 is the source of this 2097-nucleotide messenger RNA. Its product is annotated as F-box domain protein. The record is from RefSeq and is a predicted model, not a curated record. Gene Ontology annotation, molecular function: protein binding. NCBI's taxonomy places the organism in Eukaryota, Fungi, Basidiomycota, Ustilaginomycetes, Ustilaginales. The transcript has a single exon. The coding region runs from base 1 to 2097 and encodes 698 amino acids.